Messenger RNA from Colletotrichum karsti, 351 nucleotides. RefSeq lists its product as uncharacterized. The record is from RefSeq and is a predicted model, not a curated record. NCBI's taxonomy places the organism in Eukaryota, Fungi, Ascomycota, Sordariomycetes, Glomerellales, Glomerellaceae. The transcript has a single exon. The coding region runs from base 1 to 351 and encodes 116 amino acids.
AUGAACUCGUUCGGUUCUUGCGGCAUCGUCGAAUACUCAUUCCCAAUGUGGUCCAAGCAGCACGUCGGCAACUGGCUCGAUGCCUUCAAGCCCCGUCGCAACUCGCGGAGCUCCAUCUACUCCUCGUCGUCCGGCUUCUCCUCGUCCUCCGCAUCGGCGAAGUCCCGCAGCGCCUCCCUGUCCUCGCUCUUCUCGCGGGCCCCCGUGGACGAUGACGAGCCGGAGCGGGAACGGCUCGUGGCCGACGAGGAGCCGGUCAAGAGGAAGCCGUACGUGCCCAAGUACGCGGCCAGGUCUUUCAUGAGGACCACGACGACGCUCGAGAUCCGCGCCAAGAACGAGAUGCUGUGA